Messenger RNA from Vidua chalybeata, 3035 nucleotides. RefSeq names its product transcription factor CP2 (gene TFCP2). Gene Ontology annotation, biological process: positive regulation of transcription by RNA polymerase II. The transcript is spliced from 15 exons. NCBI's taxonomy places the organism in Eukaryota, Metazoa, Chordata, Aves, Passeriformes, Viduidae. The coding region runs from base 926 to 2416 and encodes 496 amino acids. Gene Ontology annotation, cellular component: nucleus. Gene Ontology annotation, molecular function: DNA-binding transcription activator activity, RNA polymerase II-specific; RNA polymerase II cis-regulatory region sequence-specific DNA binding. The record is from RefSeq and is a predicted model, not a curated record.
GGGGUCCCGGCCCGGAGCGGGGGGGGGGCCCGGAGCGGGGUCCCGGCCUGGACUGGGGGGUCCCGGCCUGGAUCGGGGGUCCCGGCUUGGACUGAGGGGUCCCGGCCCAGACUGGGGGGUCCCGGCAGGGAUUGAGGCGUCCCGGCCCAGACUGGGGGGUCCCGGCUUGGACUGAGGGGUCCCGGCCCGGACUGGAGGGUCCCGGCCUGGAUUGGGGGUCCCGGCUUGGAUUGGGGUGGUUCCCGUGGGUGCAGCCCUUGGAGGGCAGCGCAGGAUUUUGGGGUCCCCCGGGUGCAGCCCUUGGGGUCGGUCUGUAGAACUCGGCCCCCCCCCCCGGCAGUGGUUUGGGGGUUUGGGGGUCCCCCCGAGGUGUCCCUUUGAGGCGCUCCAAGGGCGGGGGUGCAGCCUCGGGGGUGUCCCUGGGUUUUGGGGUUCAUUCGCCUGCGAUAGCGGGGUUUGUGGGUCCCCAAAUCAGUCACUGCAAGAGAAGGUCCUGAAGAGGCUUGGGGGGCUUUGGUAGCCCCAGAAGUCAGGGGGAGGUGUUGGGGUGCCCCGAGGAGCCCCUGGGUUGGGGGUGACUCUGAGGAACCCCAUUUUUUGGGGUGACACUGAAGACAUUGUUUUGGGGUGACCCUGAGGCCCAGCGGUUUGGGGGUGACCCCAAGGCCCCCUGUUUUUGGGGGGACCCCUGCAAGCCCCUUUUUGGGGUGACCCCAAGGACCCGCGUGUUUGGGGGUACCCCAAAUCCCCACUUUUGCCGUGUUCCCAAGACACCCCCACCUCCGAGUAGCCCCCGACUCCCCCAUUUUUGGGGUGUCCCAAAGACCCCCCGGUUUUGGAGUGACCCCCUUUGCUGGGGGGUGACGCUGAGGACCCCCCGUUUUUGGGGGUGAGCCGGGAGCCGUUUUUGGGGUGCCCCGGGGCCAUGGCGUGGGCGCUGAAGCUGCCGCUGGCGGACGAGGUGAUCGAGUCGGGGCUGGUGCAGGAUUUCGACGCCAGCCUCUCGGGCAUCGGGCAGGAGCUCGGCGCCGGCGCCUACAGCAUGAGCGACGUCCUGGCUCUGCCCAUCUUCAAGCAGGAGGAGUCCAGCUUGCCCCCGGAGAACCAGGACAAGCUGCUGCCCUUCCAGUACGUGCUGUGCGCCGCCACCUCCCCCGCCGUCAAGCUGCACGACGAGACCCUCACCUACCUCAACCAAGGUCAAUCCUACGAGAUCCGGAUGUUGGACAACAGGAAACUCGGGGAGCUGCCCGAGAUCAACGGGAAGCUGGUCAAGAGCAUCUUCCGGGUGGUUUUCCACGACCGGCGGCUGCAGUACACGGAGCACCAGCAGCUGGAGGGCUGGAGGUGGAACAGACCUGGCGACAGGAUCCUGGACAUAGAUAUCCCGAUGUCCGUGGGGAUCAUCGACCCCCGCGCGAACCCGACACAGCUCAACACCGUGGAAUUCCUGUGGGAUCCCUCCAAGAGGACGUCAGUCUUCAUCCAGGUGCACUGCAUCAGCACGGAGUUCACGCUGCGCAAGCACGGCGGGGAGAAGGGCGUUCCCUUCCGCGUGCAGAUCGACACCUUCAGGGAGAACGAGAGCGGGGAGUACACGGAGCACCUGCACUCCGCCAGCUGCCAGAUCAAGGUGUUCAAGCCCAAAGGAGCCGACCGGAAGCAGAAGACGGAUCGGGAGAAGAUGGAGAAGCGAACGCCCCACGAGAAGGAGAAGUACCAGCCCUCCUACGAGACCACCAUCCUCACCGAGUGCUCGCCCUGGCCCGAGGUCACCUACGUGCCCAACGCGCCGUCCCCCGGCUUCAACAGCUCCCACAGCAGCUUCUCCAUCGGGGACGGCAGUGGGUCCCCGAGCCACCAGCCCGACCCCCCCGCGCCCCUGGCUGACACGCUGCUGCCCACCUGGACCCCGCAGGAGGCGCAGCAGUGGCUGCACCGCAACCGCUUCUCCACCUUCUCACGGCUCUUCAGGAACUUCUCAGGAGCAGAUCUGCUGAAGCUGACGCGGGAGGAUGUGAUCCAGAUCUGCGGCCCCGCCGACGGCAUCCGGCUCUUCAACGCCCUCAAGGGCAGGAUGGUGCGGCCCCGCCUGACCAUCUACGUGUGCCAGGAGUCCCAGCAGGUGAGGGACCCCCAGCACGAGCACGAGGACGGCGACGGCGGCAGCGGCACCUUCUUUGUUUACCACGCCGUUUACCUGGAGGAGCUGAGGGCGGCCGAGCUGGCCGAGAAGCUGGCACAGCUGUUCCGGGUGCCCGCCCAGCACAUCCAGCACAUCUACAAGCAGGGGCCCACGGGCAUCCACGUGCUGGUCAGCGACCAGAUGAUCCAGAACUUCCAGGAUGAAUCCUGCUUCGUCCUGGACACCAUGAAAGCCGAAACCAACGACAGCUACCACAUCAUCCUGAAAUAGGGGCCAGGUGAGGGGCAGGUGAGGAGCACCUGCAGCCUCUCAGCACACCUGGAGACCCUCCACUCCCAGCACGAGGACACAAGCAGAGAUCUGGGCACCCCCAGGUGUUGUUACCUGGCCACCCCCCCCUCGCAGGGAACACCUGGCAACCCUCUGGAGAGCCCCCAGGUGUGGUCACCUGGCAGCCCUUGCCACAGGUGACUCCUGGCAUGGACAGGAUGCUCCAUUGCUGGAGCUCUGAGGCACCAGGUGUUCACCCACCUGGGACAGGUGUUGCCUCCAGGUGUGUGCAGGUGCGACGUGAUCUCAUAAGGUCAUCAAGAAUUCCAGAUCCAGAUUUAAUUAUGGAAAAUUGGAGGAUAAAGGAAUAACUCGGGGUGGGGGGAGGGGAGGGGAGGGGACAUUGCUGCGUGUUUUGGGGAGAAAAGCAAAGAUUUGGCUAUUUCUGCUGAAUAUGUGACGUGAUUGAAGCGGCUCCGGGCAGGUGUCCAGGUGAGGAAUCUGCCCAGGUGUGGGAGGUUGAUCCCCAGAUCCCUCAGACUUGGGUGCUCCAGGUAAUACCAGCCUCAGCCCAUCAGGUGUUUCAGGAAAAAAAAAAAAAAAAAAAAAAAAAACCAAA